Molecule: messenger RNA, 3405 nt
Organism: Mesocestoides corti
Lineage: Eukaryota; Metazoa; Platyhelminthes; Cestoda; Cyclophyllidea; Mesocestoididae
Source: the annotation of a GenBank genome assembly
CAUACUGUUGAGCCUUUAACCAUUACAUCAGAAACCUUUAACGAAUUUACGUCAGAGCCCAGAAGAGAACCUCCUCUUUCUGUUCCACGUGAGUUUGUUGGAAUGUUCAUUUCUCGUGCGUUGGAGAAGAUUGCCAGCGAAAAACAAACAAGAAAGUCUUCGAAUGUUGAACUACGGGAAGCCUGUUGGGAUGGUAUUGCUUUCCUAAGGACGCGUGUUGAUAUCUCUGGUGGAGAUAGCGACAAAUCUUUGAGGUCUGACAUUUAUACGCCUCCAUCUCAAUCCCAAGGUGGAGCACUACUAAAUGAUGAAAAGCUUUUGAUUCCAUUUGAGCUUGCCUGCAAAAGCAAGUCGCCUAAAAUUGUCGCUACAUCUUUGGACUGUUUGCAGAAGUUAAUUGCUUAUGGGCAUGUUCCUAACGAUGCUUUCGAUUCGACGGGCAAUGUUAGAUUAAUUGACCGAAUAGUUCAGACAAUAUGUUCCUGUUUUAACGGCGUAAAUACAGAAGAUGGCGUUCAACUGCAGGUCAUAAAAGCACUUUUGACUGUUGUUACGUCUCCUAUUGUCGAAGUACACGACCGCAACAUUCUUUUAGUUGUACGCACGUGCUACAAUAUAUACAUGGCUACUAAGAAUCUCGUAAAUCGAACGACCGCACGUGCUACACUCACUCAGAUGUUAAACGUCAUCUUUCAACGGAUGGAACAGGCCACGCAUUGUGCCUCCGUCUAUCACGACGGGAAGGAUUUUAGAGUCGAAACAAAACAGGUCUUUAAAACUGAAGGAGGCGAAAGCGAUAGUAAAGAAAACGCGUCUGAAUCUGAAGAUUCUUCUUUGAAACAAUCUUAUCACGCUGAUGGAAAUAUUGAUUCUGAUCAAAAGGAGGAGGAUUGCAGAAGCCGUGAAGAAAAAGGCAAUCUCUCUUCCUGCAAUAAAUUAAACGAAAAUCACGGAAGCGCUCUUGCUAGUGCUCCGGAGAAUUCAGAGGAAAAUGAUCAAGAGUGUAAACCAGAGGCAUUUCCUUGUGCCGAGACUGAAGACCCACAAGUUCAAGACGAGGCACACGAGUCAACUGAGGCUUUAGAUCACGCAUGUGAGGACAGUAAUCUGGAAGAGGCCCUUGAUGAUUACCCUGGCGUUGAAAAUGGUAAUGAGUUGGAAGUGUCUCAAACUAUCACUGAUGUGAAAAUGCCAAAGAGCGUUGCUACUAAUUUAUCUACCUCUGCAGCAUCUCUGGAUAAUGAUGCAGCAAUCAAUUCUUCAGCUGAUUCUGCUGACGAAAUCACAUCCACUGACUACUACUUUGAUCACGUUUACCAAAAAGACGCAUUUUUUGUGUUCCGUUCCCUUUGCCGACUGGCAAUGAAGCCGUUGGCAAGCACAAAUCCUAAUGAUCCAAGGUCCCAUGAGCUGCGGUCUAAAGUGCUGUCUCUUCAGUUGCUGCUCACCAUUCUGCAGUCUUCAGGUCCCGCCUUUAGGUCUAGUUCUGUAUUCAUCACAGCGAUCAAGCAGUACCUUUGUGUUGCGAUCUCAAAAAAUGGCGUUUCUUCUGUUCCUGAGGUGUUCCAAUUGUCACUGGCAAUUUUCGUCUCCCUUCUAACUCACUUCAAGCAACAUAUAAAAAUUCAAAUCGAGGUGUUUUUUAAGGAGAUGCUCCUUGCAAUCCUUGAAUCUCCAACUGCCUCGUUCGAGUUUAAAUGGAUUGUAGUUGAGGCACUCCAGCGUAUUUGUAUGGACAAGCAAUGCAUCGUUGACGCUUAUUUGAACUACGAUUGCGACAUUGAACGGGAAAACAUAUUCGAGAAACUCGUAAUUGGUCUUGCGAAGGUGGCUCAAGGAAGUCAUUCGGUGGAUGCACGAGCAACGCCAGCUCAACUUCAAAAUCUGCGCAAAAAGGGCUUAGAGUGUUUGGUGCUGAUUUUAAAGUGUAUGGUGCGCUGGUCUAGUGACCUUUUCAAUGUGUCAACUGAGGCGCAAUCAUUUCUUGGCUCAGAACCAUGUAAUUCGUCUACCAGAGCUGCAAAGGACCGUGACGCCGACAGUGCAUCGUCCAUUGGUGUAAAUAAAGCAGUUCCGGAUGAUCCCGAAGCAUUUGAGUCGCGAAAAGCACUCAAGGAAGUUUAUGAAUCGGGAAUAUAUCAAUUCAAUCGAGGCAAAGUUACGAGGGGCCUGUCAUUGCUGCAAGAAAACAAUCUUCUGGGCACGAGUGCAGAGGAGGUGGCCAUGUUCUUACACAACGAGUCACGUCUAUGUCGCACUGCAAUCGGCGACUUUCUCGGCGAGAACGAAGCCUUUGCCUUGGAGGUCAUGUAUGCCUACGUGGACUCCUUCGACUUCUCUGGUGUCGAAUUUGUUUCUGCUCUGAGGCUUUUCUUAUCUGGUUUUCGGUUACCCGGUGAGGCCCAAAAAAUUGACCGCUUAAUGGAAAAGUUUGCAGCCCGAUAUUGUGCUUGUAACCCUAACAAUACCCUCUUCGCGUCUGCUGAUACCGCUUAUGUGCUGGCCUACUCCAUUAUUAUGCUCACAACGGAUCUCCAUUCAGUGAAGAUUAAGCGAAAGCAACGAAUGAGCAAGGAAGACUACAUAAAGAUGAAUCGAGGUAUCAACGACAGCCAGGAUCUUCCCCGAGAAUACUUAGGACGGAUAUACGAUGAAAUCGCUCAAUGCGAAAUUCAAAUGCGCUCUGAUACCGCAUCGCCUGGAGUGGUUGCUAAUGGCGCCACUGGACAUCCAACCAAUGCCGCAAUUACUGGUGUCCGAGAUCUUAUGGAAUCUGUCAGUCACAUGCAAUCGGAAUUUACCUUCGCCACGCAUUUUGAGCACGUUCGUCCAAUGUUUAAGUUGGUGUGGACGCCAUUUCUUGCCGCCUUUAGUGUGGGCCUUCAAGACUGCGAUGACCCUCUAGUAGCUCACCACUGUCUUGAAGGUAUCCAGUGCGCCAUCCGGAUCGCCUGUACCUUCCGUAUGGAGUUGGAGCGGGACGCCUAUGUUCAAGCUCUGGCUCGAUUUACUCUGCUGCUCUCCACUUCUCAACACCAAAGUGGUGUUAGUGUUGCUAGUGGACAAAGUGGAGUCCCAGGAAGUUCUCUAUGGCAAUGGGUAACUUUGGUCAGGUCUCGCACGGACAGUGUUUACGGCCUUGUGACUGGAAGCAAUUCAUCGAUUAACUCAUCUGCAUCAGCGGAGUCCAACCCUGUGAUAAACCCUACACCGGAAACAAUGAAGUCCAAGAAUGUUGACAGCAUCCGCACACUUAUCUCCGUGGCCCAGACUGACGGGAAUUACCUUGGACACUCCUGGCUCCAUAUUUUGCGCUGUAUCUCCCAGCUUGAGUCAGCCAAUGUUAUUGCUACAAAUACUGCUCGCUCUCUACCCAAACGCCGUCACGGCUCAUGCAAGUUCUAA